Molecule: messenger RNA, 1590 nt
Organism: Panicum virgatum (switchgrass)
Lineage: Eukaryota; Viridiplantae; Streptophyta; Magnoliopsida; Poales; Poaceae
Product: ATP-dependent DNA helicase PIF1-like
Exons: 2
Coding region: 1-1590 (529 amino acids)
Biological process (GO): telomere maintenance; DNA repair
Molecular function (GO): DNA helicase activity
Source: RefSeq, a predicted model, not a curated record
AUGGGGAAGGACAUAAAGUCAUUCCCACUACCCGAUAUCGAUGACACCUAUGACACAGCAAGCGGUAUCCCACGUGAGAUCUUUGAGGAGGCAAGCAUAGCUCCCAGUGUGGAUGAUGUGGCAUUGUCUGAGUCCUUGAACAGCGAGCAGAGGGCUGCAUAUGAUGAGAUCAUGGCCGCGAUUGACACGGAUGAGGGCGGCUUGUUCUUUGUGGAUGGACCUGGCUGCACUGGGAAGACUUUUCUUUACAGGGCCCUGCUCGCUAGAGUACGUAGUGAGAACAAGCUUGCUGUGGUGACAGCUACAUCUGGUGUUGCCGCCUCCAUCAUGCCUGGUGGAAGAACCGCCCACUCAUGCUUCAAAAUACCACUUACUAUUGAGGAUGGUGGAUUAUGUAGCUUCACGAAACAAAGUGGUACUGCAAAGCUGCUGCGGGGAACAUCUCUUAUAAUUUGGGAUGAGGCUACAAUGACAAAGAGGCAAGUGGUGGAGGCUCUUGACAAAAGCUUGAGAGAUAUAAUGGAUCGGCCGGAGCUGCCGUUUGGUGGGAAGACUGUUGUUUUCGGUGGAGAUUUCAGACAGGUCAUCCCUGUUGUUCGGAAGGGGUCGAGGGCUCAAAUAGUCGAUGCUUCGCUGCGGAGGUCGUACCUUUGGGAUUGGAUUCGGCAUCUAAAGUUGGUGCGCAACAUGCGGGCACAUAGCGACCCAUGGUUUGCAUAUUAUCUCUUGCGCAUUGGUGGUGGAACAGAGGAGGUAAACGGUGAUGGAGAUGUAUAUGCGUGCCUUAUACUGGAGAUGCUGAAUGAGAACAUGGCAAGUAGAGACUACAUCACUUCGAGAGCGAUUUUGUCAACAAGAAAUGAGCGGGUGGAUAUGAUUAAUAUGAAGAUGAUCAGUAGUUUUCGAGGGGACAAGAUGGUUUAUCAUAGCUUCGACUCUGCAAUUGAUGAUCCACAUAACUAUUACCCCUCGGAGUUUCUUAACACCUUGACCCCUAAUGGUUUACCUCCACAUGUGCUAAAGCUUAAGAUCGGCUGCCCAAUCAUAUUGCUUAGAAAUAUCAACCCUGCGAAUGGACUCUGCAACGGAACUAGACUGGUGGUACGAGGAUUCGCAAAGAACUCAAUCAACGCUGAAAUUGUAUUCGGCCAGUAUGCUGGAAAGCGGGUUUUUCUCCCUCGAAUACCCUUAUGCCCAUCAGAUGAUGAGAUGUUCCCAUUCCAGUUCAAGAGGAAGCAAUUUCCUAUUAGGCUCAGCUUUGCCAUGACGGUUAACAAGGCACAAGGGCAAACUAUUCCCAAUGUAGGGGUGUACUUGCCCGAACCCGUGUUCUCACAUGGUCAGUUGUAUGUUGCGCUAUCUAGAGCAACUGCCAGAUCAAACAUUAAGAUCCUCGCACUACCACGUAAUGCUGACAAAGGCGACGAGGAAGAUGAAAAGAAGGAUAAGAAGAAAUCCCAGAAGAAGGGCAAGAGAAAACAAAGGGUGAAGCAGAGGGAAAAAAUAUUGGAUAAUGAGAAGAAAAAGACACCGAUAAGAAAUGGUAUGUACACAAAGAAUAUUGUGUACAAGGAGAUUCUAUUGCUAUAA